Exophiala oligosperma is the source of this 2300-nucleotide messenger RNA. RefSeq lists its product as uncharacterized. NCBI's taxonomy places the organism in Eukaryota, Fungi, Ascomycota, Eurotiomycetes, Chaetothyriales, Herpotrichiellaceae. Gene Ontology annotation, biological process: protein phosphorylation. Gene Ontology annotation, cellular component: mitochondrion. Gene Ontology annotation, molecular function: protein kinase activity; ATP binding. The transcript has 3 exons. Bases 220 to 1938 code for a protein of 572 amino acids. The record is from RefSeq and is a predicted model, not a curated record.
ACUUGUACAAUACAAGUCGACACAUCAGGUGCGGAGUCUUAAAAGCUCCAUCAGAUAGGCCUCUUCUUUUGGGCCCUGUUCAUUUUCUGGUGUCGUUGGAGUGAAUUCCUCCAGGACGGACAUGACCCAAAUCUCCCUUCUGCUAAGGAGCAUGUCUUUGACUCUUCGCCGCGGCUUCGCAGGCAAUCGUAAAGAAAGGGUUGGUUUAGCUGGGUCACCAUGGCACUAGCAAAACUCAGGCUCGCCUCUGGGACGUCUCGACUACAUACCACCGCGGAGGCUGUGAAGCGCUGGCUCAGACGCGCAUCAACAUCACCGGAUGCAACUGCGUCACAAGGAGGAAAAGUGGAUGCCAUGUUCGAAUACACAUCUGGCAGAUGGAUUUACAAUGAGCCUCUCAGAAGGAGGGAAAGGGACCUGAAGUUUGAGGUUGGAGCUCUCCGCCGUGCCAUCGCAUCCUCCGACAGCUGUGCGGAUGUAAUUUCGCUCGAAAAGUUCGCCGAGGGUGGCUUCAAUCGAAUCCUUCAGGCGACUUGCAGGAAUGGAAGACGGGCCCUGGCUCGACUUCCCUACCCGUCCACGGUACCGAGGCACUACACCGUCGCGAGCGAAGUCGCGACGAUGGAGUACCUACGGUUGAAUCAAAUACCGGUCCCGAGAGUGUAUGGAUGGUCUUCGACAGCGUCUAAUGCCGUGGGUGCGGAAUACAUCAUCAUGGAGAAACUUGAAGGAACGACGCUAGGAGAUGUUUGGCUCUCACUGAGCUUCAAAGAACGUCACAAGGUUGUCGAGCAAAUUGUACUGUUGGAGCGAAGGCUCUUUUCAUUGCAACUCCCGGCCAGCGGGAGCAUUUACUUCCCAAAUGACCUGGCUCGGCAUGAAAGGUCGCAGUCCGUCCCCUUUCAGAGUCAGGGGCAUGAGUUCUGCAUAGGCCCGAUGGCUCAUUACAGCUGGUGGCACAAAGGAAGAGAUUCGCUCGAGUGCGACCGUGGACCUUGGUGCAACUCGAAUGGCCCUUUUGUUGCGGUUGGUGAGCGAGAACUCCAGUGGACCAAGACGUUCGCAAAGCCGCGCCUACACUAUGAACGACUCUACCGUGAAGUGCACAAGUACCAAAAGAUGUCGCCACAGUCUCACAUCGACGCCAUCGACAAAUACCUAAAACUCGCAAAUUGUUUGGGGUACCGCCGACACGACCGCCUCAGUCGACCAAUCCUCCGCCAUCCAGACCUUCAACCGAAUAACAUCCUCCUCUCGGAAUCUUUGGACAUUGUUGGGCUCAUCGAUUGGCAGCAUGCAACUGCUCUCCCGCUAUGUCUAUCUGCCGGUAUACCCGAGCAUUUCCAGAACUACGGAGACCCUGAGUCGGAGCGCAUGAUCCAGCCAGCCCGCGAACUUUCACCGGAUUUUGAUGCGCUGAACCCGGAAGAGCAGGUGGCCGUGAAGCAAGUACACAUCAAGCGACUCACCCACUUUCUAUACGCAGCACUGACUCUGCGAUAUAAUGAAGAGCAUUACGAAGCCAUCUUCAACAGCGGAGUGGUCUUGCACCAACGCCUGUACAAACACGCAGGAACGCCGUGGGAGGGCGACUCGAUCACUCUUCAAGCCGAACUGAUCAAUGCGAUCCAGCAUUGGCAAGAUGUUGUUUCUUCCGGCUCAACCACAUGUGAGACCCCGCCCAUCCAGUUCUCUGAGGAAUCCACCCAGUCCAUCACAGAACUCCUCGGCCGGCAGCAAGAGAUGGACACCAUGAUGGAUCAAAUGAGGGAAACACUCAGGGUCGACGUGUAUGGUUGGGUGCCCAACGAGGAUUUCACGGCUACCAGAGAACUGGCCCAAGAUAUCAAGGAGCGGAUGGUUGCGGCUGCGGAUCCUGCAGAGAAAGAUGGGAUCAGGAACCAUUUCCCCUUCGAUGAUUUUGAUGAGGAUGGCUGAUUCGCGUCGCCUUGAGAGUCUCUCAAGAAGGUGUUCCAAUACUCCAAUCAACCGGCCUACCAAAAAGAAUUUAGAAUAUGAACGCAUAACAUCGAUAACUCCAGGCCAAAUACCAUGUCAACCCAUCCGUAGCAGCUUGUAUGAGCAGCAAUUCUUCAUCACCACACCAACGAACUGUGCAUGACCCUAUUCUUCUUCGUGGCCACUUCAGCGCCUCUUCUCAUUGAGUCUUGUCGUCUCCAUACCCGAAACUUGUUGGGCCGAUGCCUGAUUCUGCUAAACUGCUGCAGCAGUCGUUUCAAUAUCUUUUACCUGGCGUGUGAGGGAGUCUGCAGUAUUGGAUUGUAGAAGUCGAUCUUGCA